AUGUCUGACGCUGGAAGAAAAUCAUUUACCGACAAGGCUUCUGAAGCCGUUAAGCCUGACUCCCAGAAGGGCUACCUCGAGAAGGGUAAGGAGGUUGUUACUGACAAGGUCGACGAAUUGGCCGGCAAGGGUACCCCGGAGGACCAGAAGGGCCUUGGUCAGUCUCUUGCUGACAGCGCUCACCAGGGUAAAGAGGACGCCAAGAAGGAGGCUUCUAGCCAGCCAUCCUUGGGUGAGACCGCUCAGGAGUACCUUGAGGCUGCUAAGGAGAAGGCUUCUGAGGCUGCUGAGUAUGUUUCUCAAGUCGUCAGCGGUGCCACUGAGGGUGCUAAGAACGCUGCUGACUCCACCAAGAAAUAA
Molecule: messenger RNA, 360 nt
Organism: Candidozyma auris
Lineage: Eukaryota; Fungi; Ascomycota; Pichiomycetes; Serinales; Metschnikowiaceae
Product: lipid-binding protein HSP12
Exons: 1
Coding region: 1-360 (119 amino acids)
Source: RefSeq, a predicted model, not a curated record